Messenger RNA from Anastrepha obliqua, 755 nucleotides. It is a transcript of the gene DENR, whose product is annotated as density-regulated protein homolog. NCBI's taxonomy places the organism in Eukaryota, Metazoa, Arthropoda, Insecta, Diptera, Tephritidae. The record is from RefSeq and is a predicted model, not a curated record. The transcript has 3 exons. Gene Ontology annotation, biological process: translation reinitiation; formation of translation preinitiation complex. The coding region runs from base 122 to 685 and encodes 187 amino acids. Gene Ontology annotation, molecular function: mRNA binding; translation initiation factor activity.
CAACUAUCGAAGCACAUAAACAGCUGUUCAAGGCAUCCACAUUUGUUUCAUUGCUUUCUUAGAUUGUAUCUAUCGUAGAAAGAUUUUAAUAGUUUUUAGCAAAUUAAAAUAAAUUUAAAUAAUGGCAGCAGAAAUAGCAGUGAUAGACCCAGCUGAACGUCUGAAGUUGGGGCCACGUGAAGGUGUGACAUACCCUUUGGUUGUGCAAUAUUGUGGCAACUGCACAAUGCCACUUGAAUACUGCGAAUAUUAUCCGGAAUAUGAAAAAUGUAGAGCUUGGUUAGAGAAGCAUCUUCCUAGCGAAUUCGAGCAAAUGAAAAUCAAAGAUGAAACAGCCGCUGCUGAUGGCACAGACGACGAUAAGAAGCGUCAAAAACGAGGUGGCAAGGGUAUGAUGAAGAUUAAAAAGAAGGAGGAUGUCCCGAAAAAAAUCACAGUUUCAAGAGCACCUCGUGGCAAAAAGAAGUCGGUUACGGUAGUGACCGGACUGAAUACUUUCGACAUCGACCUGAAAGUAGCGGCUAAGUUCUUUGGCACAAAGUUCGCUUGCGGUUCAUCUGUUACAGGCGAAGAUGAGAUCGUUAUACAAGGCGAUGUGAAGGAUGAUCUAUUUGAUGUCAUACCAGAAAAAUGGCCAGAAAUUGAUGAAGAUUUUAUUGAUGAUUUGGGCGACCAGAAACGCUAAAGGCAUUUCAUGAGCUGUGUAAAAUGCAUUUCCAACAAAUAAAGCUACACACAUACUUUACAUAAAAAAA